Molecule: messenger RNA, 1176 nt
Organism: Coccidioides posadasii C735 delta SOWgp
Lineage: Eukaryota; Fungi; Ascomycota; Eurotiomycetes; Onygenales; Onygenaceae
Cellular component (GO): nucleolus
Molecular function (GO): RNA binding
Source: RefSeq, a predicted model, not a curated record
AUGGGAGACAGACCUGAUUCUUCUCCAAAUGCCAGCCGCAAGCGGAAACUCGACCCAGAUAUCGAAAUAGACCUCGGUGCUCCAGAACCUCCCUCCAAGAAAGCACUCCGAAAGGCUAAGAAAAAGUCAACGGCGAAAGUCGACGAUGCACAAGCAAUAACGUCCAAAUCGGAAACCCAACCCCCCCCUCAACAACCAACGAACAAGCGAAGUGGGUUUGGAAUCUGGAUCGGAAACCUUCCCUUUUCCGUCGCCCAAGAUGAUCUACGCAAUUUCUUGACUACAAAAGGGCCAUUUAUUCCGGACGAGAUUACGCGAAUACAUCUUCCUCAAGGCGAGAAAAGAAAUGGGAAACAGCUAAAUAAAGGUUUUGCUUAUAUUGAUUUCUCGACUAGCGGUGCGGUGCAACGGGCGAUUGUGCUGAGCGAGCAGCUUCUUGCCGGACGGGCAGUUCUCAUAAAAGACGCGAAUAAUUUCGCAGGGCGCCCAGACAAGCCACGCGACGAUGGAGGAACUUCCAUGGGCUCUAAAACUUCAGCCAAUCCGCCCUCCAAGAAGAUAUUCGUUGGAAAUCUAGCGUUUGACAUCACAAAGGAGAUGCUCGAGGAACACUAUAGACCUUGUGGUGGUAUCAGCCAUGUCCACAUAGCCACCUUUGAAGACUCCGGGAAAUGCAAGGGGUAUGGUUGGGUCGAGUUUGAAGAGCUCGAAUCUGCAGCGGCUGCUGUGCGAGGAUUUGUUAAAGUCCCAGCAGAUGAGGAGGCGAAUGCCAUGAACUCAUCAGAGUCCGAUGAAAACUCAAGGUAUUCCAAGGAUAAGAAGAAGCCAAGAGAAAAGAAGGUGUGGGUGAAUCGUUUACUUGGGCGUACUUUGCGAAUGGAGUUCGCUGAGGACAGCACGACUCGGUACAAAAAGCGCUUCGGGAAGGAAAGCUCGGGAGGACAGGGCACGUCCGCCAUUGAUGGAGAUGAGACCCAGAAUGAUGGUGCUCUUGCGCCUAUCGAGGAAGUUCCUUUUGAGAAGCCAACUUCGUCGAGGAAGAAAGCCAGCCGUGAUCAGCCAAAACCGAAAGCAAGGGCACAAGCUGGCUCCGAUAGUCGCUAUUCUGAAGAGACCGUACAGAGACUCAGCGGCGCUAUUGUUGAAUCUCAAGGGAAGAAAACAACCUUCGAUUAG